GAGAAACUAGUUUGUUGGCGGCGCCCCGGCUGUACCUCAGUAGCAACGCGCUCAGCGGCUUUGGCGAGCUGGGGGAGGGGAGCAGCGGCGGCGAGGGCUGCGGAGCCUCGCGCGGGCGGCUAGGGGCCUCUGAGCGCGGCGGGUGGCGACGCCCCGAGUGCCGGCGACGAGCCUGUGUCUGUCUGCUCUGGGGACCCACACUCUGAGCCCCAAGUCCUGGGCCCGGCAGAGGACGCCAGAUGAGGGGGCAGGUGGAGCGUUCACUGUGGCCCAGGAGCCUGGAGUCGCCUGUCGGGACCAGGGAGGCUCCGAUGGCUACAGGUUUUCCUGCUGCUUUGGUUGAGGCAAAUCUGGAUUGCUUUAGCGUCCCGCUGUCACCCAGGACCUUGUCUUGGCCUCCCCUUGGGACCUCGGAAUCGAGCAGGUGUCCAGAGGAUUGGCUCAGCAUGUCGGUCAGCGUCCAUGAGACCCGCAAGUCGCGGAGCAGCACGGGCUCCAUGAACAUCACGCUGUUCCACAAGGCCUCGCACCCCGACUGCGUGCUGGCGCACCUCAACACGCUGCGCAAGCACCGCAUGUUCACGGACGUCACGCUCUGGGCCGGCGACCGCGCCUUCCCCUGCCACCGCGCCGUGCUGGCCGCCUCCAGCCGCUACUUCGAGGCCAUGUUCAGCCACGGCCUGCGGGAGAGCCGCGAUGACACGGUCAACUUCCAGGACAACCUGCACCCCGAGGUGCUGGAGCUGCUGCUGGACUUCGCCUACUCGUCCCGCAUCGUCAUCAACGAGGAGAACGCAGAGUCGCUGCUCGAGGCGGGUGACAUGCUGCAGUUCCAUGACGUGCGUGAUGCAGCCGCCGAGUUCCUGGAGAAGAACCUGUUCCCGUCCAACUGCCUGGGCAUGAUGCUGCUGUCGGACGCCCACCAGUGCCGCCGGCUCUACGAGUUCUCGUGGCGCAUGUGCCUGGUGCACUUCGAGGCUGUGCGGCAGAGCGAGGACUUCAACAGCCUGUCCAAGGACACCCUGCUGGACCUCAUCUCGAGUGACGAGCUGGAGGCGGAGGACGAGCGUGUGGUCUUUGAGGCCAUACUGCAGUGGGUCAGGCACGACCUGGAGCGGCGCAAGGCCCACCUGCCCGAGCUGCUGCGCGGCGUGCGGCUGGCCCUGCUGCCGUCCGACUGCCUGAAGGAGGCCGUGUCGGGUGAGGCCCUGCUCAUGGCCGACGAGCGCACCCGGCUCAUCGUGGACGAGGCGCUGCGCUGCAAGGCCCGCAUCCUACAGAACGACGGCGUGGUCACCAGCCCCUGUGCCCGGCCGCGCAGGGCCGGACACACGCUGCUCAUCCUUGGGGGCCAGACCUUCAUGUGUGACAAGAUCUACCAGGUGGACCACAAGGCCAAGGAGAUCAUCCCCAAGGCGGACCUGCCCAGCCCCCGCAAGGAGUUCAGCGCCUCGGCCAUCGGCUGCAAGGUCUAUGUGACCGGGGGCCGGGGCUCCGAGAACGGGGUCUCUAAGGACGUGUGGGUGUACAACACCGUCCACGAGGAGUGGUCCAAGGCGGCGCCCAUGCUCAUCGCCCGCUUCGGCCACGGCUCGGCCGAGCUGGAGAACUGCCUCUAUGUGGUCGGAGGGCACACGUCCCUGGCUGGCGUCUUCCCGGCCUCGCCGUCUGUCUCCCUGAAGCAGGUGGAGAAGUACGACCCCGGGGCUAACAAGUGGACGAUGGUGGCCCCGCUGAGGGAUGGUGUCAGCAAUGCCGCAGUCGUGAGCGCCAAGCUGAAGCUUUUUGUCUUCGGGGGGACCAGCAUCCACCGCGACAUGGUGUCCAAAGUCCAGUGCUACGACCCUGCAGAGAACCGGUGGACGAUCAAGGCCGAGUGUCCCCAGCCUUGGCGGUACACCGCUGCCGCCGUCCUGGGCAGCCAGAUAUUCAUCAUGGGAGGCGACACGGAGUACACAGCUGCCUCGGCCUACCGCUUCGACUGCGAGACCAACCAGUGGACGCGGAUCGGGGACAUGACUGCCAAGCGCAUGUCCUGCCACGCCCUGGCCUCGGGCAACAAGCUCUACGUGGUGGGGGGCUACUUCGGGACCCAGCGGUGUAAGACCUUGGACUGCUACGACCCCACCUCGGACACGUGGAACUGCAUCACCACCGUGCCCUACUCGCUCAUCCCCACGGCCUUCGUCAGCACCUGGAAGCACCUGCCCGCAUGAGGCGCACCUGUAGAGCCCAACCAGCUAUUAUGAACCAUAAACUCAAGAAUGUGGACACAGGGCUGUGACAGCCACAGAUUAAAGAGGAGGCCCUUCCCAACAUCCCACUACAAGCCCUGAAGACCACAACAUCAAACACACCACCUAUCAAGGGGACAACAACGGCCAACACACCUUGGAGAAAGACGAGGCUGGCAUCCAUUCCAAAAACAGCCCUUGCACCAAAAAUAUUGGAUUCACACAGCCUACACAAGGAUGCUCCACAUAAAAACACCCCUCAAGACCACAGUAGGUAAUUGUUUCUUCUAAAUUUGUAGAGACAAACAUAAAAUGAAAAAGCAGAGGAACUAAUCCCAAUUAAAAUAUCAAGAGAAAUCCUGUGAAAGAACAAAUAAUGAAGCAGACCUCACCAGUCUACUAGACCCAGAGUUCAAAGAGGAGGUAAAAAAAAAAAAAGUAAUUAAGAAAGGUUAUUGAUGGAAAUACAGAUCACUGUAACAAAAAUUAGACACUAAAGAGGAACCAAUCAAAAUUGCUGAGAUAAAAACCAAUCUAGAAGCAGUGACUAGCAGACUAAAAAUGCAAAACAGUGAAUAAGUGAUCUGGAAGAUAGAAUAAUGGAAAUCACCCAAUCAAAACAACAGACAAAGAGACAAAUGAAAAAAAGGAAGAAAACAUGUAUGGGACAAUAUAAAACCUGCCAACUUACACAUAAUAGGGGUUUCAGAAGAAGAAUAAGAGAAAGGGAUCGAAAAUGUAUUUGAAGAAAUUAUGGCUGAAAACUUCCCAACCCGAAAAAAUGAAACCUAUCCAGGUACAGGAAGCACAGCGAGUCCCAAACAGACCCACACCAGGAUAUAUCAUAGCUAAAAUGGCAAAAGUUAAAGAGGACUCUAAAGGCAGCAAAAGAAAAACAGAGUCAGUUACAAGGGAACCCAUGUAAGACUAUCAGCUGAUUCCUCUGCAGAAAAUUUGCAGGCCGGGAGCGGGUGGCGGGAUAUAUUCAAAAUCCUGAAAGAAAAACAAACAGCCUGCAGCCUAGGAUGGAUACUGUACCCAGAAAGAUUAUCAUUUAGCUAGAAGGAGAGAGAAAGAAUUAUUAAUCAGACAAGCAAACACUAAAAGAAUACAGCAAUACUAAACCUAACCAAAAAGAAAUAUUGAGAGGUCUUCUCUAAAUAGAAAAGAAGCAAGAAUCUAUAGGAAAGGGAAAAUCACAAUGGGAAAGGCAAAUUACACAAGAGGAUUAAAAUCAUUUAUAUAAACCAGUACAUACAUUAAAAUACAAUCAAAAAAUUUUUGUAGAAGUGAUUAUAACUUUUAGAAUGUGUUUGAACUUAUACGACUGUAAGUCUAAAGCAAGUAGAUAUAACCAUGAGUUAACAUACUUGAAAACCACGGUAACUGCAAAGGAAAAGCAUACAAUAGACUCACAAAAGCCAAAAAAGAAAGGAACUCAAGCAUAACAAAAAAGAAAACCAUCAAACCACAAAAGGAAAAAUAAGAAGAAAUGAACAAAGAACUACAAAGUCAGCUAGAAAACAAGGUUUAAAAUGGCAAUAAGUGCAUACCUAUCAGUAAUUACUAUCGGUAAUUACUGAUAGUAAUUGACCUAUCAGUCAAUAGACUAAAUGUUCCAAUCAGAAGACAUCAAGUGGCAGAUUGGAUAAGAAGACAACCUACAAUAUGCUGCCUACAAGAGAUUCACUUUAGAGUGAAAGACUCACACAGAUGGAAAGUGAGGGGAUGGAAAAAGCUUUCAUGCAAAUGGAAAUGACGAGAAAGUGGGGGGUCACAGUACUCAUAUCAGACAACAUAGACUUUAAAACAAAGUCCGUUAAAAAAAAACACACAAAGAAGGACAUUAUAUAAUGGUAAAGGGGUCAACACAAGAAGAGGCUAUUGCACUUGUUAACAUAUAUGCACCCAGUACAGGAGCACCUAAAUAUAUAAAACAAAUACUGUCAUAAAGCAAGAAAUUGAUGGGAAUACAAUAAUAGUAGGAGACUUUAACACCCCACUGGCAUCAAUGAACAGAUCUUCCAGACAGAAGAUCAACAAGGCGACAGAGAACCUAAAUGAUACAAUGGAACAGUUAGACUUGAUAUCUACAGGACACUACAUCCAAAAAAACCAGCAUACACAUUCUUUUCAAGUUCACAUGGAACAUUCUCUAGGAUAGACCACAUACUAGGUCACAAAAUAAGUCUCAACAGAUUUAAGAGGAUAGAAAUUAUUUCAAGCAUCUUUUCUGAACACAACGGUAUGAAACUAGAGAUCAAUCACAGGAAAAACCCGAAUACAUGGAGAGUAAACAACAUGCUAGUAAUGAGCAAACCAAAGAGGAAAUCAGAAAAUACCUUGAGACAAAUGGCAAUGAGAACACAACCUUAUAAAAUCUAUGGGAUGCAGCAGAACAGUUCUAAGAGGGAAGUUCAUAGCGAUACGGGCCUUCCUCAAGAAAUAAGAAAAAUCUCAAACAACCUAACCUACCACCUAAAAGAAUUAGAAAAAAAAGCAAACAAAGCCCAAAGUCAGCAGAAGGAAGGAAAUAAAAAGAUCAGAGAGAAAAUAGAGAUUAAAAAAAAACCAAAACAACAAUGAAACUAAGAUGGUUUUUAAAGAAGAUAAAUCAACAAACCUCUAGUCAGCCUCACCAAGAAGAAAAAAGAGAGGACCCAAAUAAACAAAAUAGGAAAUGAAAGGGGAGAAAUAACUACUGAUACCACAGAAAUACAAAAAAAAAAAAAAAAUACUAGAAUACUAUGAACAGUUACAUGACAACAAAUUGGAUAACCUAGCGGAAAUGGACAAGUUUCUAGAAAUAUACAGCCUGCCAAAAUUGAGUCAAGAAGAAACAUAAUUUGAACAGACCAGUCACUAGAAGUGAAAUAGAACCUGUAAAAAAAACAAAACAAAACAAAACAAAACGAAAAAACUCCCUGCAAACAAAAAUCCAGUACUGGACGGCUUCACUGGGGAAUUCUACCAAACAUACAAAGAAGAACUUAUGCCAGUCUUUCUCAAACUCUUCCAAAAGAUGGAAGAGGAGGAAACAGACCCAAAGUCAUUCUGUGAAGCCAUUAUCACCCUGAUACCAGAAACAGACAAAGACACUAUAAAAACAAAUCACAGGCCAAUAUCUUUGAUGAAUAUUGAUGUGAAAAUCCUCAACAAAAUAUUACCUUGGCAACCGGCAGUCUAGUGAGCAGGACGCAUCAGGAUCACCAGGCAGCAGGGACUCGUGGUAUCCCCAGGCACAUGGCGUGGUCCCAAUCCUUCUGGUAAACAUUUCUUGGCCUGGGAUUGGGGCUGGGAAUCAGGAACAGGGGACUUGGCAACUUGUUUUCAAACGUUCCUGAGCCAGGUACAACUGCCAGGUGGGGGCAGGGAGGGCUGAUUCCUCUCCAACAUGCCUCCUGGUCCAUGCUGGGCUGGUCCCAGGCACGAGAGUUCACUUCAAAGUUUCACCGCAGCAUCCUGCUGGGGCUGCCUUCAGCCAGCACAAGCACACUGAGGAAUUUUCAGCAACAGAAGGACGUCCUUCAUAUAUAAACUUCUGUCAAUUGGACACCCUUUGUGUGUGGAGAAAGUUUACUUUUUUCCCCCACUGCUGCUGCAAUGAAAAAAAAAUCAAUAAAUAAGACUAAUAAAAAUAUAGGAAUAUUUAAAAUAAAAAAAUUAGCUAACUGAAUUCAGCAAUACAUAAGAAGGAUCAUACACCCUGGUCAAGUUGAAUUCAUGCCAGGUUUCAAGGAUGGUUCAACAUGUGCAAAUCAAUCAGUGUGAUAUACCACAUUAACAAAAGAAAAGACAAAACCCACAUGAUCAUCUUGAUAGAGAAAAAGCAUUUGAUAAAAUUCAACAUGCAUUCAUGAUUUAAAAAACUCUCACCAAGUGGGUAUAGAGGGAACAAAGCAAUUUAUGAUAACCCCACAGCUAAUAUGACAUUCAAUGGUGAAAAGCUAAAAGUCUUCCUGCUAACUAAAUUCAGGAACAAGACAAGGAUGCCCACUGUCAUCUCUUCUAUUCAACAUAGUAUAAGUCGUAGCCACAGCAAUCAGACAAUAAAAAGAAAUAAUAGGUAUCCAAACUGACAGAGGUAAAACUCACUAUUUGCAGAUGACAUGAUACUCCAUAUAGAGAACCCCAAAACUCCACACAAAAACUAUUAGAGGGGAAGCGUAAGCUGGAUGAAGUGAGAGAGUAGCACUGACAUAUAUACACUACCAAACGUAAAAUAGCUAGUGGGAAGCAGCUGCAUAGCACAGGGAGAGCAGCUUGGUGCUUUGUAACCGC
This is a messenger RNA of Globicephala melas (long-finned pilot whale), 6515 nucleotides long. RefSeq names its product kelch like family member 25 (gene KLHL25). Gene Ontology annotation, molecular function: protein binding. The record is from RefSeq and is a predicted model, not a curated record. NCBI's taxonomy places the organism in Eukaryota, Metazoa, Chordata, Mammalia, Artiodactyla, Delphinidae.